This is a messenger RNA of Cooperia oncophora, 1437 nucleotides long. NCBI's taxonomy places the organism in Eukaryota, Metazoa, Nematoda, Chromadorea, Rhabditida, Trichostrongylidae. The record is from the annotation of a GenBank genome assembly.
AAGAGUCAUGGUCACUCCGUUCCACCUGUCUGCCCGCCCCCCUCGUAUCAUGGUGAAUGUCAUCCUAAUUUUAUCAGGAAAGCGCAGUACAGCUUUAGCUGGGAUUGGGGACCUGCGAUGCCUACUAUGGGCAUAUCGAAGGCUAUCCAAAUUGUCGCAUUCAACGACUUUUUCUUGGAAGACUUUACAUGGAUCACUGAACGAACUGAGGACUCGUGGCUGGUUCGCGGAGAUUUGAAGGUUUUUACUGAUGGAAAGUCCGGUGAUGUCGACUACGUGGUUAAUAUUGACGAGCUCCAAGUGAGCGAUGGUGCAAGUUACUCCAUCAAGCCAAGGACCGAAGCGGUCCUUUUGCCUUUUAAACUCCGGAUACCUCGAGACAAAGUGGAGCAGUGGUGGCCGAAUGUAAUCACGCACUAUAUCGGCUUCCGUCACGUGGAGCUCAUUCAGGACUACGUCGAUCAGCAGCAGAAGGCCAAAGGACGACAUUUCUACGUGAAGAUCAACGACCGUCCAGUUUUCCUCAAAGGAUCGAACUGGAUACCGAUAUCCAUGUUCCUAACCCAAAAUAACACUGAACGGAUGGAAUUUCUGCUAGAUUCUAUGAUAGAGACAGGUAUGAAUACGUUACGGGUCUGGGGUGGUGGUGUGUACGAGUCGGAAGAAUUUUAUCAGUAUGCUGAUUCGAAAGGGAUCUUAUUGUGGCAGGACUUGAUGUUUGCAUGUGCCCUCUAUCCAACGAAUGAGGACUUUUUGAAAAGCGUUGAAACUGAAGUCCACCAACAGAUAUGGCGAAUAAAGCGUCAUCCAUCAAUUUUAUUAUGGGCAGGAAACAAUGAAAAUGAAAUAGCUAUCAGAUCACAUUGGUGGACAGUCGAGAACUACACAGAAAAGGACCAAGUAAAAGAUUAUGUACGCCUUUAUAGCGGAGUUGUAAGGCCUCUUGUUGAAGCUGCAGAUCCAUCAAGACCUUUUCUGUUGUCAAGUCCUAGUAAUGGACAAGAGACUGAAGAGGAAGGAGGUGUAUCGGCAGAUCCUGGCAAUCCGCGCUAUGGCGAUAUUCAUUUCUACAACGAUUUCAUCAAUCUAUGGCGUGAUAACGCCUACUUGACACCGCGGUGCGCGACGGAGUUUGGAGUGCAGAGUCUACCGUUUGCAGCCACUAUGUUGUCAAAUAUCAAUAACUCUGAAUGGUUCUACUCAUCAGAACAACUGCUACAUCGCCAGCACAAACCAGCUGGUGUACUGACUAAUCUGUUAAUGGUGUUCAGCCAUUUUCCGAUACCAUUCCAAUGCCCUCAAUCACUUGUCGACCUACAUCAUUGCGAGUAUUUAAAGUCACCGAUGUUUAUCGAUCGAUAUGCAUUCUUUUCGCAGGCUAAUCAGGCGACUACGUAUAAAAUCCAAACUGAACAUUAUAGAAGGUUGGAGCUGUGA